AGUCAAGUGCCCUAGGCAGUCUUUGGACCGUGGCGAGCCAGAGCUGGAGCCGGCAUCCUGAGCUGAAGCAGAGGCAGCCUGGCCGGAGAUCUGCCAUUGGAGGACUCUGCUCUUCCAGGAGACUUCCAGGAGAGGAGGGAACAUUGUAGACUAGGAGGAGGCCAUGACCCCUGUGCUCCUCCUAGCCACAGUUCCCCAGGAAUGGGUGACAUUCAAGGAUGUGGCUGUGGACUUCACCCCGGAAGAGUGGGGGCACCUCAGUCUCUCUCAGAAGGAGCUCUACAGGGACGUGAUGCUGGAGAACUUUAGGAACCUGGUCUGUCUGGGGCUUGCUGUGUCCAAACCAGAUGUGAUCUCCCAGCUGGAGCGAGGUGAAGUACCUUGGAUGCCAGAGGGAGAAGACCUGAGAUGCAGGUGUGCAGAUUGGGAAACAAGAACUGAAAACAAAGAGGCAUCUCCAGGGUUGGGUAUUCUUAUGGAAGAAUCAUCUCACGAAACACUCAAAAGGGAUUGUCCUUGUGUCCUCAAAGUGGGAGAAGCCUGGCAAUAUGUUGUUGGGUUGGAAAAGAAGCAGAGAAAUGAAGAUAAACAUCUUCAGCAAUUAAAGAUCAACUCGAAAAAUCCUCCUGAUAAAAUAAGAGGCCAGCGAUGUAUUAAAUGCGGCCAACAUUUCUGUCUAAGGCCAGUCCUUUUUCCCCAGAGAGUUUCUGUAGCAAAAAUUCUCCGUCAGUGUAAUGGCUUUUAUUCAGACCUGAGGAAAGGUCAGCAGAUCUGUUCAGACAAGAGAGUUUGUAAGUCUGGUGAAUAUGAGAAAUCCCCCAUUUACAACUCUGACUUUAUUGAGUGUCAUCAGCUAAGCCCUGGAGAGAGAGGUUAUGAGUCCAUUGAAUACAGGAGCUCACCCAUUACUUCCCUUCAGGCAGUGCAGAUGGGAGAGAAUUUGUAUGAAUGUGAUGAAUGUGGGAAAGGCUUUCGUCGGAGCACACAUCUUAUUCGACAUCAAACAAUUCAUACUGGAAAGAAACCAUACAGAUGUAAUGAAUGUGGGAAGAACUUCCGACAGAGUGCACAACUUACCCGACAUCAGAUAAUUCAUACUGGAGAGAAACCUUAUGAAUGUAAUGAAUGUGGCAAGGCCUUCAAACACAGCUCAUCUCUUGCUUCCCAUCAUAGAAUUCAUAGUGGAGAGAAACCUUAUGAGUGUAAUGAAUGUGGCAAGGCCUUCCGUGAGAGCUCACACCUUACACGACAUCAGAGGAUUCAUACUGGAGAAAAACCUUAUGAGUGUAAUGAAUGUGGAAAGGCUUUUAGCCGGAGCACUGAACUUACACGACAUCAGACAGUUCAUACUGGAGAGAAACCUUUUGAAUGUAAUGAAUGUGGGAAAGCAUUCCCUCAGAGGACACAGCUUACUCAACACCAGAGAAUUCAUACUGGGGAGAAACCUUAUGAAUGUAAUGAAUGUGGGAAGGCCUUUUGUCUGAACUUACAGCUUAACCGACAUCAGCGACUUCAUACUGGAGAGAAACAUUAUGAAUGCAGUGAAUGUGGAAAGGCCUUCAACUACAGCUCAUCCCUUUCUUACCACCGCAGGAUUCAUACCAGAGAGAAACCAUAUGAAUGUAGUGACUGUGGGAAGGCCUUCAAUCGUAGCUCAUCCCUUGCUUCUCAUCACAGAAUUCAUACUGGAGAGAAACCUUAUGAAUGUCAUGUAUGUGGGAAGGCCUUCUGCCAGAGCACCCAACUUACUCGACAUCAGAGAGUUCAUAUUGGGGGAAAACCUCAUGAAUGUAAUACAUGUGGAAAGACUUUUAACCAGUGCACACACCAGGUAGUUCAUAUUGGAGAGACACCCUAUAAGUGUACAGAAUGAUGGUAGGUCUUUGGUAAAAGCAACCAUCCAACUUAAUACUGGAAAGAGAAACUUUACAUUUUUUUUGAGGGAGGAAAGCAGGGCAAUUGGGGUUAAGUGACUUGCCCAAGGUGAAAGAGAAACUAUAUAAAUAAGACUAUGUACAAAGCCCUUCAGCCUGAGCACAGAACUUAAUACAUCAUUUCAGAGAAUUUAUGCUAGAGAGUAGGCUUAUGAAACUCAUGUUUCCCCCAUUGAACCACAUAAAAUCCACUACUCCCUCAGGCUAUCUUAGUGGACCCUUGGUUGGACUUCCCACCUGCAAAGAAUAAAUGCUGUACUCUGUAAACUUCUCAGGGAUGUUUAUAUUCACCCAAAUUAGACAUAUAGUGUGGAGGUGAUGUUUUAGGUUGGGGUCAGAAAGCUAUUAUGUGUAUGUAGGCAUAUAAUUACGUUAUUAUUACUAAUUUAUCUCAGCCUGUGUUCACAUGGUGAUCCCCAUAUAUGUUGGAUAAUUAGGAAAAGCAUUUCUCAUCAUUUUUGUUAAAAUCUCAGGUGGGUUACACACCAGUGUCACAGACAGCAUGCUGGAACAUUAUGAUUCCAUUUUCUUUGGGCAAGGGGCAGGAAAAGAGAAGUUUGUAGCCUCCUGUUUCCCUUCUAGGAGUAAGCAUCUCUCCUCAGAACUACCGGAGUUGUCACUGAGGAAGAAUGUUUUGCAGUUUUAGGAAUGCAUAGGCCAGCUGGCCAGCAGGUUAAUGUGAUGAGUCUAAGUCUGAUCAUCAGGGAUGAUCAGGCCAGAUGAGGAAAGACACCCAUUUUGAUCCUUUGUAAACAAUUGACUUGGGGACACACUUUUAAUUUGCUGUAUUAACAUUUUCUCUAUCGCUUUCUUAAGUCUAGACAAUGAACAAAAUAAUAAAUCAGGCCCAGAUUUGAGCCAUUUACAGGUUUCUGAGGUGCAAAUGUUCACACUGAAAGUUUAAUACCAUUCCCAUCCUCAGGCUUUGCAGUACCGAACUGGUAACUAUUGCCCUUCUGAUCCAUCCUUGAGAUUUUAGACAGCUGCUUCCUCCUCUUCGUCCUCUUCCCUGUCUCCUUUUCCCUCCUCUUUGUCCUCCUUCUCCUCCCUCCUGCAUGUAUGUCCAUCUGAGAAUGAUAAACAGAGCUUAUGUUCACAGGGUUUUCUCCCUCUUAGUCUGCCCAUUGGCUUCAUAAUGAGUGUUACUCAGAAAGCAAUGGCUAACGCUGCUUUAAGGUGUGCAGAGUGGUUUCAUAGGCUUCAUUUGAGGUUCACAGCAGCCCAGAGCAGCAGAUUCUACACAUGCCUCCAUUUUAUAGAUGAGCAAACAGGAUUAGACAGGCUAAAUGAUUGGCCCAUGUUCACACAACUAGUAUGUAUUGAAGGUCGGCUUUUGGCCCAGAUCUUGUUGACUUGACUCUAGAACCUCACUGCCUCUCAGAACAGGAGUUUUCCUGCAUUGGACAGUGCAUUGGAAGGAGCCAGCCCUAUCCUGGAAAUUUGCCUUCAAUUAGAGAUAGGGUUUGUUUGUUUUUGUGACAUGAUGUUGUUACUCUGAUGCUGGAAAUGUAGCAAUGCUGACCCUGCCCUGCCUUCUGUACUUCUGCUAAUUGCACCCCAGUUCUUCCUCCUAAGGGGCUUGCUGAGGAUACAAAAACAAGUAAAUAGUCCCUGCCCUCAAGGAACUUCCAUUCUAGCAUGUGAAGACAACACAUAAAGGGAUUGAAUGAUUUUAAUGUAUGGAGAGGAGGUAGCUUCUUCCUCACCUCACCCCUGUAAUCUGUUGCCAAGUCCUAUCAUUUUCCUCCCUCUGUACCUCCCAUUAUGUGACCUCUUCUUUUUACUCACACUGCAACCACCCUAGUUGAAGUCUUCAUUUCUUCUUGCCUGUGCUUAGAAAAGCAGAAAUGAAUAUCAUGCCCUCCCAUAAAUUCAUCACAGGGGGUCCACUCAAUGUGCUGGAAGCCUUCCUCAGUUUCUCUUAACAAGUCAAGGAUACCACUGGCGCACUCAAGCUGUCCAUCUGUCAUCCCUUAUGAUGCGACUAACCACUCUUCCUAUCAUAUGAUUCUUUGAUAUAUUUUCUUCCUGUUUCUUUGAAGUCCUCUUUGGUUACAUGUUACAGGCUACUCACACCCACUCUGCACCUCUUUACUGCCCCUUGUGUGAUAUUCAUUAUUAAUUAUUCAGAGUCUGUGAUCUUGAUGCCAUCUUGUCACCAACACCAGUAGAAUGUUGGUAAUAAUAAGGUGAGUGUUUCUGUGGAAGCUUGGGGUCAUUAAAGAUAUUUCUAAAUUUCUCAGAGUCAACCCAGCCUCCUUCAUCUCUUGGUCCAAAUCAUCUACCAUCCAUAUCCCAGAUAAACAUACCAAAAGAAAGCUCUAUAAGCCUAUACAGGCUAUAAUUUGGAGAACAGACAAUUUUUUUCCACUUGUUCUUUUCAAACUCCUUUGAGUGAGUACGGUUCACUAUCUGGAGGCUCUGCAAAGUUCCCAGGCUUGAUGCAACUAGCAUAAUGUUAGCCACAAACGGGGCAUUUGGAGGACCUCACCAUCUACAGGGACUCCAACUUCAUCUUGGAUACUCUAUGAUGGAUCUUCUCCAUCAUAGUGGUGAACACCUAUGAUGAGCAUAUACUUCCCUGUUUUAUGCCUCUUCUGCCAGCAAAACUCCAAAGUAUGGCUUGUAGCAGAUUAAGAUGUAAUUGUGAAAUGUUUAACAAAAUAAAU
Molecule: messenger RNA, 4603 nt
Organism: Trichosurus vulpecula (common brushtail)
Lineage: Eukaryota; Metazoa; Chordata; Mammalia; Diprotodontia; Phalangeridae
Product: zinc finger protein 501-like
Exons: 5
Coding region: 164-1873 (569 amino acids)
Biological process (GO): negative regulation of transcription by RNA polymerase II
Molecular function (GO): RNA polymerase II cis-regulatory region sequence-specific DNA binding; DNA-binding transcription repressor activity, RNA polymerase II-specific
Source: RefSeq, a predicted model, not a curated record